This is a messenger RNA of Beauveria bassiana ARSEF 2860, 432 nucleotides long. Its product is annotated as cytochrome c oxidase subunit VIa. Gene Ontology annotation, molecular function: enzyme regulator activity. The record is from RefSeq and is a predicted model, not a curated record. Gene Ontology annotation, biological process: mitochondrial electron transport, cytochrome c to oxygen. The coding region runs from base 1 to 432 and encodes 143 amino acids. The transcript has 6 exons. Gene Ontology annotation, cellular component: mitochondrial inner membrane. Lineage: Eukaryota; Fungi; Ascomycota; Sordariomycetes; Hypocreales; Cordycipitaceae.
AUGUUUGCUUCCCGACAGGCCAUUCGCAACGCUCCCCGCUUCGCUGCCCAGGUUCGCGCCGGGGCUCAGCGCCGCUUCGCCAGCUCCGCGACCGAGAACGAAUUCAUCAAGGAACGCCAGCACAUCAAGGACCACGCCAAGAGCACCACCGAGCUCUGGAGGAAGAUCUCCAUCUACGGUGUUACUCCCUGCCUCAUUGCCGCCGGCGCCAAUGCCUACUACCUGUGGAACGAGCACUGGGAGCACUGGAGCCACAUGCCCGCGCUGGAGGAUCGCACUGAGUAUGCCUACCAGAACAUUCGAACCAAGAACUUCCAGUGGGGUGACGGUGACAAGACUCUGUUCUGGAACGACAAGGUCAACUAUCACAACAAGGACAAGGUGGCCGCCAGGAACGCUUCAAAUGCAUGUGACGAUAGCAUAUGCCAGUGA